AUGCUUCUCGCCCUCCCUGUCCUGACUACCGCGUUGGUGGCGGGCCCGCGCGCCGAGCUGCCCGUGCAUCAGCAGAUGCGGGCAGCCGCAGCACCGCUGCGCGUCUCGACCGCGCGCAUGAUGGCGGACCCUGCGCCGCCGCCCGCGGCCAAGCUGGACGCCCUCUCGGAGAAGUGGCGCAAGCGGCAGGCGAGGGAGGAGGACGAGGGCGCACAGCUGGUGGGGUGGAGCAAGGCGGCAGAGAUCACGAAUGGGCGCUUCGCCAUGUUCUUCCUCCCCGUCGGCCUCAUCACCGAGUACUACACCGGCGAGAGCGUCCCGCAGCAGGUGUACACGCUGCUGCAGACGCUUGGCUUUGUCGAGUGA
This is a messenger RNA of Emiliania huxleyi CCMP1516, 366 nucleotides long. RefSeq lists its product as hypothetical. The record is from RefSeq and is a predicted model, not a curated record. Bases 1 to 366 code for a protein of 121 amino acids. The transcript has 2 exons. NCBI's taxonomy places the organism in Eukaryota, Haptophyta, Isochrysidales, Noelaerhabdaceae.